CCCUUUUCGUAAACAAACUGAUUUUGUUUUAUAUUUCGUAAAGCCAGUUGCAGUUUUUAAGGAAAGAUAAUUUUAAAAAUGAGUUCUCAAGCACCACAAAAAAUACAAUUGCCCGAUGAGGAUUUGGAUUGGAUCCAAAUGCGGAUGGAAACAGGCCCAGUAUUUCCAGAAACCACGAAAGAAAAAAUGAUGCGUAAAAUAAAGGAAAACCCCCUAGUGCCAAUUGGAUGCGUAGCAACAGGAUGUGCAUUAUGUUACGGGCUGUACAACUUCCGUACCGGCAAUCGUAGAAUGUCACAGAUGAUGAUGAGGGCUCGUAUUGCAGCCCAAGGAUUCACCGUGUUAGCCUUGAUUGGAGGGGUCGUUAUGACCUAUGGGAAGAACGAUAAGUGAAGAAAAUCCUUUAUGACAUCAUUCUGUAUAAAAUGUCGCAGUUUUUAAACACUUGCAAUCAUUUGUGUUUGAUGUUGAAUUGAUGUACAUAUUUUUAAGUAGAGAGCGAAUAGUAGGUUUUCUAUAAACUUUUGUUACAAUUACAACAAAUAAAUAAGGAAUGUAACCGCAA
Messenger RNA from Stomoxys calcitrans (stable fly), 565 nucleotides. Its product is annotated as HIG1 domain family member 2A, mitochondrial. Lineage: Eukaryota; Metazoa; Arthropoda; Insecta; Diptera; Muscidae. The transcript has 2 exons. Gene Ontology annotation, cellular component: mitochondrion. Gene Ontology annotation, biological process: mitochondrial respirasome assembly. The record is from RefSeq and is a predicted model, not a curated record. Bases 79 to 393 code for a protein of 104 amino acids.